Messenger RNA from Prunus armeniaca (apricot), 480 nucleotides. The record is from the annotation of a GenBank genome assembly. NCBI's taxonomy places the organism in Eukaryota, Viridiplantae, Streptophyta, Magnoliopsida, Rosales, Rosaceae.
AUGAUGCACGUGAUGGUUCACUUGCCAGAAGAGGCAUUGCUUGCUGGUCCUGUCAACUAUCGCUGGAUGUAUCCAAUAGAAAGGCUUCUCGGAGAGCUGAAAAAAAGUGUACGCAACAGGGCGAAGCCCGAAGGAUCAAUUAUAGAGGCUUGGGUUCAAUAUGAGUCGCUUACUUUCUGGAAUCGCAAUCAUGACGGAGGUAUGAGAAAUGAAAAACUUUCUGUUUUUGCCCAAAGCGCACGACCCUUUGGAGAUCCUGGACGCGGAGAGUCGUUUUCUAGAAAUGACAUGGAGGUAGCGCAUUGGUUCGUACUGAACAAUUGUGAUGAGAUCAUGGGAUACUUAUAUGAGCAUGAAGAGAUGAUGAAGCGAGAACAUCCAUCACAUUUGGUUGCCCAGAAACACCGUGAAUUGUUUCCACAAUGGUUUUUGGAUUCUGUGAAUAAGUUGAAAUCAUCGAAUUCCCCCAACUUACAGUGA